Lottia gigantea (owl limpet) is the source of this 816-nucleotide messenger RNA. RefSeq lists its product as hypothetical. The record is from RefSeq and is a predicted model, not a curated record. The coding region runs from base 1 to 816 and encodes 271 amino acids. The transcript has 5 exons. Lineage: Eukaryota; Metazoa; Mollusca; Gastropoda; Lottiidae.
AUGCCGACGGAGGAAAUUGUGGAGUUGUCGGAUGAUGAUAUAGACCACGGCAUUGAAGACAGAGUGAUAAAAGUAAUGUGCAGAGCUGCGGUGACUCAUAAGUUAAUACGUGAUGUCAUAGUAAGAACGAUUGGUGAAGUAAAGAUUGAAGCCAUUGCUAGACGUUUUUCUGCACGGGAGUACGAAGUAACCAUGGAUACAAAGAGAAUGGUUGUCUAUUUAGAUAUUGAUAAAAAAGACAGAAUCAGAACUGAGUGUAAGUCUUUAAUACAUAGACCUAAAUGUAAGAUCAGAGAUUUAGCCAGGGUGAUUGGUAUCCUAGUGUCUUCAUCCCCAGCUGUUGAACUGGGGCCCAUGCAUUAUAGAUCCUUAGAAAAAGGGAAAAUAAAAGCCCUGAAAUAUAAAAGUGGUGACUUUGAUAAGUCUGUCAAUAUUGAUAAUGAUAUGAAGGUUGAAUUAGGUUGGCGAGGAGUAGACAAGAAGAUAAUUCAGUUAAUGGUGGAUCGAUCUAUUGGUAAUACAACACAGGCUGAAAAGGUAGACGACUACAGGAACCAAAUCAUGUCAACAUUUGGAGAAAUACUGAAAUUUGAUUCUACUAAAAAGAUUUGUCAAAAGAUAUCAGGUGCUGGAAAAGGCACAGCUGAAUGGUGUAUCAAUAUUGGAAAUGAAAACAGCUUAAUUCUCUCCUUUGUUCUCACCUGUAAGGAAUCGACUGAAAAAUUAAAGCCAAUGGCAGAAAGUUUAAUGGACCGUUACAAGACCUUCAUCAGUAGAGAAACUUUUGAGAUUGGAUGCAUGGCACUGGAUCCAUAG